AAACUGUUACAGAGAAUUAUUUUCCGGUUUUAUGAAUCUAUGAAGAUAUUCAUCUGGAAAGAAUUUGAGUGCAUACGAAAUUAUAUAUAUAACGAAGAAUAUACGAAGAAUAUUAGUAAUUUAUUUUAAAAAAAUGGACUACAGUUGACCAGCACAUUUAUUAUAUCGCUGUAAAAAACCCUUACACAAUAAUUUGAGUGAAAUCUUAUGUUAUGUAACUGAUGUUUGGAAGAAUCGCUUUAGUCGCAUAGAUAUUUAUUUAUCUUUUUAUUCAUCCUUACCUAGUGAUUCAUCACAGUUUCGAGUACACAAGCUUCGUGUGUUUAAUUCUACGUUUUGAUUCAUAUUAUGAUCCACAAUUUAUUACAAACAUUUAAAUAAAAGUUUCUAAAAGAUAAAGAAUCGCUAACUGUUCUAAGUAUCAUUUAUUUUGUCUAGCAGUUGCUAACUGGUAUAAUUGGCAGCACCUCUUAAAACAACGAUUCUGAUUGGCUAAGGAACAUCUAACUGUCUCCCUUUCUAAAGUAUAAGCAAAGUGACUCAUCGUUGAUUUUAUAUGAAAUGGACGAAAAAAUGGGAAAAGAAAUAUUGGAGAAGCAACUCGAUUGACAGAGCACGAUAGCUCCACAAUUUUGCGGUUUAAAUUUUCUAUUUAUAAAUACAAGUAUUUAUGGCAUCCCGCUGUUAAGUAUAUUCAACAUUUUUUAUGUAAAAUUAAAUCACUUUUUGCAGGUUUUACCUCGUUUCUCAGAUUUAACAGAACAGUUUAAUAGAUUUUUAUCCAUUCCUUUGCUGAUUUUACAAAGAAGAAAGUUUUUGCUGUUUUAUUUAUGCACAAAGCGUUCGACUAGAAAGGUGUCACAGAUGAAUAUAUUAGUGGUUCAAACCUGGAGCGCAUUUUCCAUAAACAAAGCGAGGGAAUACUAACAACAGGUACCCAAGCAAGCGAAACUCGGGACGAAUUUUGUAAAAAAAUUACCGGGAUAUCAUCGAGAAUAAUAAGAAAACAUGGAUACUAGUUAGAUGUGUGUGUGUUAAAAAAGCGAAAUGGAGAGAAAAUCGGGUUUAUAUAUCAUCUUGGUUUGUCUUUGGGCCAUUCCAAACGUCGUCAAAGGAAGCAAUAAUAUACCGUAUAUAACGACAACUAACCUUGCGCUGAGGGUGAACGAAAAUGCCACAAUUGGUACUGAUAUUGCUACAAUCCAAGCGGAAGAUGUAGAAAACGACAAAUUGACAUUCAGCCUGAGUGACACAAUUAAUAAGAUCUUGGAAAUCGGGCCAGAUUCCGGGAUAAUUAAACUCAAGGGAAAAGUUAAUAGAGAGAUUCAAGACAAUUACGAGUUCACGGUAUAUGUUGAAGAUAACUACAAUGGAGGCGGAUUAGCCAGAAGGGGUUCCAAGUUUUUCUUUUUAAUCGUAGACGACUACAACGACAAUGCUCCAGUCUUUACGGAGCAACCUUACAUGGCCAAGAUAGCCGAGAAUGCAAGAGUUGGCACGACGAUCCUAAAAAUCAGCGCGAUUGAUGCAGACUCCGGCACUAAUUCGCAGGUCCAAUACAAAUUCAGUAACGCCACAGCGACACAGACACAAAACGUCAUUCUCAUCUCGUCUUGGCAGACGCCGUUUUUCUCGCUCAAUUCUGUGAAUGGUGAGUUGACGCUAGGCGGCCCACUGGAUUUCGAGGUGGCUCGCAGCUAUAUGCUUGUGGUGAUUGCCGAGGACCUGGGCGUUCCCAAGCUGGAGUCAAGAACGACAGUGAUCAUAGAAGUGACGGAUAUAAGCGAUAUGCCACCGAGGUUUCUUCAGUCUUCCUACCUCAAGGAGAUUGAAGAAAACACGCCAAUAGGCAGCACAGUGGUGACUGUGGAGGCGAGAGAUGGUGAUGUUGGCAUCAAUAACCCGAUACUGUAUGAAAUAAUAUCAGGUAACUCGGACGGUGUAUUUACGAUUGAUAGCAACACAGGUGUCAUCACUGUGAACGGAUCCAUCGACGCCGAGAAAACAGACGUGUUCAGGAUCACAGUAAAGGCGUCAGAGGUCCCUGACCCAAACUCUAACACGACAGUGACCGUCGUGGUCACAGUAGUGGACGUGAACGAUAACAGACCUGCAUUCUUGCAGUCCGUGUAUAUCUUCGAUGUCCGUGAGGACGUGGCUCUGCCCGGACGUGUCGUGUCCGAUCAACUCCAAGUCACCGACGGCGAUAAAAACCCCGUUUUUCGCCGGGUGUUGUACCAUUUGGUUGGCGCAGACAGCGAUAAGUUCGCCAUCGAUCCGACUAGCGGGACCCUAUACAUCAACAAAACGCUUGACUACGAGAAGCAAAUAAACUUUACUUUUGACGUUGUGGCGACUGAGACGGACACAAGCGAGAAGUUCUCGGCGAACGCAUCCGUAACGCUAACGCUAAUUAAUGUAAAUGAUAACAAACCCAUGUUCGCUAAAUCUUCUUAUAACUACACGAUGGACGAGGAGAUCACACCAGGGACGCACAUAGCUGAUAUCACGGCCACGGAUGCCGACCUUGGGACGUUCGGUGCGUUGACGUACGAACUGAGAGGGGGUCAGGCAGCAUACUUUUCAGUCAACGCCGAUAAUGGCACAAUCAGUGCGGCGCAAAUACUCGACUACGACACCCUCCCUCAGUAUCUAUUCUCACUUGUGGCCAAAGACGGGGGAGGCUUCUAUCAGGAAAUUGCCAUAGCAACCGUGACAGUUACCCUUCAAGAUGUGAACGACAACGACCCAGAAUUCACCGGGAUGCCGUACACUAGUGACAUUGCCGAGAACCUGCCUGCUGGUACGAGUGUGUUCCAGGUCACCGCGACCGAUAAAGACAGCGGGGAGAAUGGGCGGCUGUCCUUCAACAUCAGCGCGGGAGAUGAUGGCGGACAUUUCUCGAUUAACGGAAGUGGCCUGGUAACAACAGCCAGGGAACUGGACAGAGAGACUAUUGCUACAUACACACUUGCAGUCUCCGCGUAUGACCACGGCGUGUCAAGUCGUCACAAAGACGUCCAGCUUACAGUCAACGUCUUGGACGAGAACGAUAACACACCACAAAUCACAGAUGGCCUGACCAUCACAACCAACAUCAGCGAGGGUGCGGGUGGCGGGACCGUCCUCCUCUCCUCCAUAGCAGCCGUUGACCCAGAUGCCGGAAGUAACGGUCAGCUGACAUACUCAAUGUCUGGCGGGGACAGCCGAUUUACUCUCAACAGCGCUACCGGUAGGCUCCAGAUCUCCCCGACCGGGCUUGACCGUGAGCUUAAGGACUCGUACGACCUGAUUAUUAAUGUCACGGACAAUGGAUCUCCUCCAAAUACGAACUCAACCACGGUCCACGUGACCAUUCUAGACGUGAAUGACAACACACCGGCGUUUGACCCGAACCCGGCUCAGUCCCUCGCGACUUAUGUGAUCACGGUUGACGAGGGACCGGGUACCAUUAACAAGAGCUUGAUUGACAUCAAUGCUACUGACCCGGAUGCAGACGCGAACGGUAAAGUCGCGUAUAGCCUGUCGGGAGAUGAACAUGGGUUCUUUCGCCUCGAUCCCGUGACGGGUGAGUUGUCUGUAAGGAAAGAAUUGGAUCGCGAGAGCCCCCAAAUGAGCCGGAAUGCUCAAGGCGACGGGAGAUUCCUUCUCGACAUAACAGCCACCGAUCAGGCAACACCGAUCUCCGACAGAAAGUCAGCAACAGUCAGGGUGAGCAUCACUGUUAGAGAUAUCAAUGACAACUCGCCCCAGUUCCAGUCCCAGAAUUUUGAAACGCGGUUAAGCGAGGCUGCGCGACCUGGUAGUAAUGUGAUCCAGGUCUCCGCGACUGAUCAGGACCUUGAGUACAAAGGGAAAGUCAUCUACAACAUAACAGAUGGCGACGAGAACCAUAAUUUCGAGAUCUCACCAAAUGGAAUGAUCCUGACGAAGACGGCGCUUGACGCGGACAGGGAGCCUAAGUACAACCUGACCGUCAUCGCAAGUGACACCGGGACACCACCUCUUACGUCACAGACCUAUGUAGUUAUCUACGUCGAUGAUGUCAACGACAACGACCCGGUAUUCAACCAAUCAAAGUACGCCGCUGACGUGCUUGAGAAUAGCCCUACCGGUACCCCUGUGUUGAGAGUGCACGCGUCGGACCGGGACCAAGGUGCUAAUGGUAACGUCACGUAUAAGUUAACCAACGGAAAUAAAGAUGACGCGUUUAGCAUCAAUAACGUCACGGGGGAGAUCACAGUUGCUGGGGUGAUUGACAGGGAGGCGGUACAUACGUUCGUGCUGACGGUACAGGCGGAAGACCAGGGAGAGCCCUCGAGCAGAAAGACAUUCGCUGAGGUGGUGAUCACAGUUAAGGAUGAGAAUGACAACUUCCCUCAGUUCAGCUUUACCGGGUACGAGGGAGAGAUCGCAGAAAACUCUCCCGUGGGAUCCACGAUUACGAUGAAGCAGGCAAUGAUUGCCACAGACGCGGACGAUGGAUCAAACAAGGACAUUACUUACUCACUCUCAGGUCCCGGAUCAGAAAAUUUCGUCAUCAACGCUUCGACCGCGGUGAUCACCGCGAGCCCCAGUAGCUCUAUUGACCGCGAGAGAAAAGCGACCUAUCACCUUAAUGUAACCGCGACUGACGGAGGCGGAAAGAACGCAACAGCCCGACUCACAGUGAUCGUCACUGAUAAAAAUGACGAGUCCCCCCUGUUCGAGAAGAGCAUGUAUUACGUGAAUGUAUCAGAAUCCGCCUCUAGAGGCAUUGUGAUCGGGAGGGUGACGGCGACAGACAGGGACGAGGGGAUCAACGCCAUCAUCUUCUACUCUUCCAACGGCGCAGAGGCCAAGUUCUACGUCAGCCGAUCAACAGGUGACAUCAUAGUGGAUUCCCCGCUCGACCGCGAGUUCAAAAACGUCUACAUCCUCAAUGUUACCGCUGCCAACAUAGUCGCGGGUGCACAAGACACAACUACACAGGUCCACAUUACGGUCACUGACGUCAUCGAUGACAAGCCAUACUUCAACUCCAGCUCUCUCACGGUCAAAUUGUCCGAGAAUGCGUCCAUCGGGACAAAAGUAACGAAGAUCACAGCCCUGGACAAAGAUAUCGGUGAUACUAUUAGUUACUCCAUAGCAAACGGAGACCGCUAUGGGCUAUUCACGAUUGAUAACGUCACCGGGGAGAUCAGGACAGUAGCUGAACUAGACCGUGAGAAUGUGACACAAUACGAGCUAUUCGUGCAAGCCAAGGAUAGUGUGAACCUUGUGUCGGACUUGCUAAAGGUCGUAGUGCAGGUGGAGGACGUUAACGAUAAUCCACCGGUAUUUAGCAUGCCCGGGUAUACGAUAGAAUACUGGGAGGAGUCACCCGAGGGGACUAGUAUUCUGCAAGUCAAAGCCAUCGAUGCGGAUAUAGGGGAUAACGCCGCGGUGCUUUAUAGCAUCGUGGAGAACGUCACUGAUUACGUCACUGUGAAUGCAAUAACAGGCGUUAUUUCCCUGGGAAGUAGCCAAUUAGAUCGCGAGGUAGAGGAGUAUUUUAACUUCACCAUUCGCGCCACGGAUUCGGGCGUCCCUUCUAAAUCUUCUACUGCUAGUGUCGCGAUAAAUUUGGUCGAUAUAAACGAUAACUCGCCAGUCUUUAAUAAUACGGACUACUACGCGUAUGUUCGGGAAAACCAGCCAGCUGGGACGCCUGUGCUAGUUGUGACCGCGUCUGAUAAGGACGUGGGUACCAAUGCCAAGCUGUCAUAUGUGCUGAGUGGAGUUUUGUACACAAGGUUCGCCAUUGACCCAGACACGGGCAACAUAACAACUAGAGAGCCUUUGAACCGAGAGGAGACUGGUAGCUACACGUUGACCCUGCGCGCGGUGGACUCGGCCAUACGGGCAAGAGAAGGGACCACGAGGGUCAUCAUCACUGUCACGGAUGCCAACGAUCACGUGCCCCAGUUCACGCAAUCCGGAUAUGCCUUCUCUGUCAGGGAGGACGUGAAGGUCGGACACACAGUCGGACGAGUAGCGACAACAGAUGAAGACAUCAAUGACAAUGCGCGUGUUCGAUACUACAUUUCAUCCGGGAACAUAAGUUUGAUGUUCAGUGUGAAUGAAACAACAGGCAUCAUAAGUACGACGUCUACCCUGGACAGAGAGCAAAAUGCAUCAUACACGCUAAUCAUAACGGCCAAAGAUCACGGUAUUCCCGCACUCGAGAGUAACACGAGUGUCAUGAUCACGAUUGAAGACGUUAAUGAUAACAAGCCAUUAUUCAGCAAAAGCGUCUACAACGUCACGUUACGGGAGAGUGUCUUCCUUAAAACACAGGUGGUACAAGUAGUUGCUACUGAUCCUGAUGAAGGUGCGAAUGGACAGUUCACGUACAAGAUAACAGCUGGAGAUACUGACGACGUGUUUAAUAUAGACGCGAACACUGGUCUCAUUACUAUAAAAGCCAAACUGGACUACGAGAAAACCUCUCUCUACAACUUAACAGUCUCGGCACAAGACCUCGGUACCCCUCCGCUGACUGGGGCCUGUUUUGUUGAGAUUCACGUGAGCGACGUAGACGAUAACGCGCCUGUCUUCCACAAGCCCCGGUACUCGGCGGAGUUGUACGAGAAUGUAACACGUGGCCAUCACGUGAUCACUGUCAAUGCAACGGAUAUUGACGCGGAGGCCUCGCAUAAGAGAGUAUACUACAGGAUCGAGUCAGGCAACACGGAUUCCAUGUUUCUGAUUGGCGAGCAGAGUGGCGUGAUCACGCUGAACUGCACACCCUCGGGCUGCCUGGACCGAGAGACGCACGCGCGGUACGAGCUACAGGUGGCGGCGAUCAGCCGUGUGAACCUGACGGAGCAGAAAUCACUCGUGCCCGCGGUGAUCACAGUGCUCGAUGUGAAUGAUAACGCUCCCAGGUUUGAUAGCGAGUCGUACGUCAGGUCUGUGCUGGAAGAUACUGGGCCCAUAACCGAUGCAACCAUCCUCACAGUGAAGGCACAAGAUGGAGACGAAGGCGAAAGCGGAGAAAUCAUCUUUACCAUCGUGUCAGGAAACGAGAACGGUGUAUUCCAGAUGGAUAACAAGACUGGUGUACUCACAAGGACACGCCCCUUAGACCGAGAAGACACUUCCUUCUACUCUCUGGUUGUUAUGGCAGAAGAUAAAGGCGAGCCCGCGUUGUCAAGCAGCGUGACAGUUAAUAUCACGGUGUUAGACAUGAACGACAAUCUCCCGAUUCUUCAGACGCCGAUGGAUGUCCUGAUACCUGAGAACGCAACGAUAGGUACACUUAUCACACAGCUCAACGCCAGCGACCGGGACACCGGUCCAUUCGGUCAGCUGACAUUCGCCAUAAUCAGCGGAAAUGAUGAAGGAAGCUUUACUCUUAAUGAGACAACGGGGGAGAUCCGUACAGCGAAGGCUCUUGAUCAUGAGAGGAUAUCACAAUACAAGCUAACCGUCAAAGCACUAGACAAGGGAACUCCGAGACUCUCAAGUGGAGAAAAACAAGUGAACAUCUUCCUGAUUGACUUAAACGACAAUAAGCCUAUCUUCACAGUGCGCCGAACUACUUUUUCGGUAGAAGAAAACCUAGAUGCUGGGGUGCCUGUGGGUGUGGUGGCCGCGCAGGAUUUGGAUACCAAAAAUCUUAUCUACUAUUAUAUAACAAAUACUGAAGAACAAAAGUAUUUUAUACUAAACGAGACAAGUGGGGAAUUGCGGACAAGAAUAACACUGGAUCGUGAAGAUUCAUCUGUACACUAUCUUUACGUCAAGGCAUCGAAUGACAAGCUGAACAUUACCACGCUUCAGCCGCUCGCAAGAAAACGACGUGCAGUGGCAGAUCCUGCGAAUAGUAACACGACCAACACCACCCAAGCACCACUCCCCGAUGACCUCACGGUGCAACUCGUAGAAAUCGAAGUCGGCGAUACCAAUGAUAACGGACCGCAGUUUACCAAGACGUUGUACACGGGUGGCGUGACGGACUCUGCUAAACCCGGAUCAAACAUACUACGAGUAACGGCUAUCGAUAAGGACUUUGGUAACAACAGUCGCAUUGCAUACACCAUCCGGCCUGGCAAGGACAGUGACAAGUUCAGUAUGGACAUGGAGACUGGGUGGAUACUCGCACAAGUCUCGUACGCCGGCAAAACCGGACAGGAAUACGUUCUGGAUGUAAUGGCGGCCGACAACUUUGGCCAGACGCCUUAUUUUAAUGAUACAGCAACUGUGAAGCUAUACGUCUUAACCGACAAACAGCGCGCCGUCAUUAUUUCCACACGACUCCCGUCGGAACUCAGAUCCGUCCAAGACGAACUUAUCAGAGUGUUACAAAACGUCACAGGGUACAUUAUUAACAUUGACGACAUAAACUAUUGGAAGGACCCAAAGACAGGAAAUUAUGACAGGACCAGAACUGAGGUCACGUUUCACGCGAUCGAUCCGAUAACAAAGAAGAUUAUCGACAGCGACGAAGUCAUCUCAAAAGUGGAUAAAUACUGGAUAAAUCACAGGCUGUUUUUCGAGGAAUGGGAAAUCAAAAAAGUAGAGCGAAAGGUUCCCGUACCGCUAACAGAGGAGUUCCCAUGGAUGCUCGCCAUCGUCAUAGGCCUGUCCGUCCUACUCUUCCUCCUCAUCCUGAUCUUCUGCUGUGUGGUCUGUCAAUUACGAAGACGCAAUAAAGCAGAGGAGGCACAACUUUACGCCGCAAGAGCGCGAUCCUUCACCAGCCCCCAAUCGUACGGGAACCCUGUGGACAAAACAGAUAACGCUCCGUUUGAUAGCAGCAUAAUCGACAUGAUCGAAGCCAAUGCUAGUUGCCCCGAAUAUUUACACACACGCUCUUCAUCUAACCCCGGAUAUCAUGGGAGCCCUGUGCGGUUAACAAACAGCGAGCCCACCGAGAGUAGCACUGAUAUGAUUGAGGAGUACGGAAAUAGUCAACACAUCGAAGAGAGGCUCCGGAAUGCACGCCAUGUACCCUUACCCGGAUUGAACGGGAACCCUGUGGAUGGUUCUAAUGCCCGAGAAACAAGGAGCAAUGAAAGGCUUCAAGCACCUCCGACUUUGUACUUAGAUGCCAACGGUAAUGGGGCUGUCGGAAGGUACGGGAAUGAUUCCCGGUCACAUCCCGGAUCAUAUGGGAACCCUGUGUAUAAUAACAACCGAGCUACUAUAAUUAGAAAUAGUGACCCGAGAAGUGCUCGAGAAACAGAUGACAACGACGUUCGUUUAGUCACCAUGGAGUAUCGGAAGUUCUUGCGAUUGCCCACAAUGAACGGUAACCCUGUGGAUCGUUCAGCACCUCAAAAUACUGAGAAUUAUCGUAACUAUCGUAACUAUCGCUACGUAGCGACAGGCUACCCGUCUGGAAAUUACCCACUCAAAAGAUAUCCAACCAAAGGCUACCCGUCCACUAUUCCCGAGUUGUUCGAGGGUCCGCUGGAGGAGGACGAUCUCUCAGUUAACAGUAGCUCCAGCGAGAUGACCAUCAACACAUCGACACGUGACAUCGCCGUGGACUUUCAGACCAAGCGGUGGGUGAAGAAUCAUGGGAAAUACGUGGCCGGUGUCGUCAUUGAUGAUACAAAGCUAUGAUUUGAUUACCAUAGCUAUAGCAACCAGGUUAUGGUAGCUAUGGAAACUUAGUCAAUUUAUGUAUGAAAUGACAUUCGUGUGAAGUAGGUGAGAUAAGUUGUUACACGAGGAAUGAUUUACUUCAAUGACGACAAAGAGCAAAAUUGCAAGAUAUAUAGAGGGAUAUAAAAGAUAUUGCUCUGGACAGAAU
This is a messenger RNA of Nematostella vectensis (starlet sea anemone), 9784 nucleotides long. Its product is annotated as cadherin-23. Gene Ontology annotation, molecular function: calcium ion binding; cadherin binding. Gene Ontology annotation, biological process: homophilic cell-cell adhesion. Gene Ontology annotation, cellular component: catenin complex; plasma membrane. The transcript is spliced from 53 exons. The record is from RefSeq and is a predicted model, not a curated record. The coding region runs from base 1048 to 9594 and encodes 2848 amino acids. Lineage: Eukaryota; Metazoa; Cnidaria; Anthozoa; Actiniaria; Edwardsiidae.